UUCCUUUCGAUUCCAUGUGCUCUGCGCUGCGCCAACCAGGACGGAAAGAGUCGGCUUGCCGGUGAGCUGAUCGUGCAGUUCCUCCGAAUCAUUCUUGUUCGAGCGUGAGCGAAACGUGCAAUUUCUUCGUGCCCUUUCUCUGAGCUGAAUCCAAAAUAUGGCCGCAAUGUCUGUUAUUGGCAUCGAUUUUGGUAGUGAAUCUUGCUACGUUGCUGUAGCAAGAGCUGGUGGUAUUGAAACUAUUGCGAACGACUACAGCUUAAGAGCGACACCAUCAUGUGUGGCGUUCAGUGGAAAGAACAGAGUUAUCGGUGUUGCUGCCAAAAAUCAAAUGGUGUCAAAUAUGAAAAACACCAUUCAUGGAUUCAAGAGGCUUUUGGGAAGAAAAUUCAAAGACCCAUUUGUUCAGCAAGAAAUUAAAUCAUUGCCGUUUAAAGUAGAGGAAACAAGCAAUGGCAAUAUAGGAAUUGUAGCUAAUUACCUUGAUGAGAAUCACACAUUCAGUCCUGAGCAAAUAACUGCUAUGUUGUUCACAAAGCUGAAAGAAAUAUCCGAAGGAGCCUUGAAGACCAAAGUGAACGACUGUGUGAUAUCAGUACCAUCAUUCUUCACUAAUGUGGAACGCAAAGCAUUGCUGGAUGCUGCUGCUAUUGCUGGUUUGAAUGUCCUGCGUUUAUUUAAUGAAACUACAGCGACAGCCCUGGCAUAUGGUAUUUACAAGCAGGAUCUACCUAAUCCUGAGGAGAAACCUAGGAAUGUUGUAUUUGUGGACUGUGGUUACAGCUCUCUUCAGGUAUCUGUUUGUGCCUUCAACAAGGGAAAGCUUAAGAUGCUUGCAUGUGCAUCUGACCCUCAGCUUGGUGGACGAGACUUUGAUGUCCUUUUAGCCGAUCACUUUGCUGAAGAAUUCAAGGCAAAAUACAAGAUUGAUGCCAAGUCCAACCCGCGUGCUUAUUUACGCUUACUGGGUGAAGUUGAGAAACUGAAAAAGCAAAUGUCUGCCAACUCAACAAAGCUCCCCAUCAACAUUGAAUGCUUUAUGAAUGACAUUGAUGUUCGUGGAGAAAUGAAGAGAGAAGACAUGGAAGCAUUCAGCGGUCAUCUCUUCCAACGAGUUGAAGCUGUUUUAAAGCAGUGUCUUGCUGAUUGCAAGCUGAAACUGGAUGACAUUUAUGCAGUGGAAAUUGUGGGUGGCUCCUCAAGAGUUCCUGCAAUCAAGCAGCUUCUUGAACAGGUCUUUGGAAAGACGCCAUCCACAACACUGAACCAGGAUGAAGCUGUUUCUCGAGGAUGUGCCCUUCAGUGUGCUAUGCUCUCACCAGCUGUGAGGGUUCGUGAUUUCAGCGUGACUGAUAUCCAAAAUUAUCCCAUUAAGCUAAUCUGGGAUGCUACCAAGGGAGAUGAUGGUGAGAUGGAGCUCUUUAACCAACGAGAUGCUGUCCCGUUCACAAAGAUGUUGUCAUUCUACCGCAAAGAACCCUUCUCAAUGAAAGCAAUUUAUACUGGAAACAUUCCGUACCCUGACAGUUUCAUUGCUCGGUAUGUGGUUCAAGAUGUUAAGCCUACUAGUAAGGGAGAGAGUCAAAAGGUGAAAGUUAAAGUCAGGGUCAAUCUGCACGGUAUGUUCUCUGUAAGUGGAGCCCAACUAACGGAGAAGAGGGAUGCCACUGAACAAGAACAAGCCGAAGCUGAGCAGAAGGAGGCAGAAGCCAAAGAAGCCCAGGCCAAAGACCCUAAUGCUCCACAGGAACCUAUGGACACAACAGAAUCUUCUGAAAAUACAUCCGAGCUCAACCAUAAGGAUGAACCAAUGGAAGAGGAUGGUGACAAGAAAGACAAAAAGAAAACAAAGCAAAUCACUAAAGUUGUUGAGUUGCCUGUUGAAAGUAGCGUGGCUGGUUACACUCAGCAAGAUCUUAACUUACAUAUAGAGGAGGAGUGCAAGAUGAUUGCCAAUGAUAAACAAGAGAAGGAAAGAGCAGAUGCCCGAAACGCCCUGGAAGAGUAUGUUUAUGAGCUCCGAGGCAAACUGGGUGCUGAGGAAGAAUUAGGAAUGUACGUGACUGAGGCAGAUAGAACAGAGUUGUGUCAGAAACUUGAUUCCAUGGAAAAUUGGCUGUAUGAGGAAGGAGAAGACUGCAACAGACAAGUCUAUGUAGAUCAGCUGACUUCCCUGAAGAAAUUGGGUGAACCUAUCAAAGAGAGACGUUUGGAACACGAACUUCGACCAGCUGCUGUUGAGGAGUUAAGAUCUGCUCUCCAGUUGACAAGAAAGGCUUUGGAACAGUGGCGUGCUGGUGAUGAGAAAUACAAUCAUCUUUCUGAGGAGGAAAUGCGGAAGGUUGAAGGCUCCAUAGAAUCUGCGCAGCGGUGGUUAGAUAGCAACUCUUCUGCUCUGAACCCUCCCACCAAAACUCAAGACCCAGCUGUGAAAGUCUCAGCCAUUCGGGAACAAAAACACUCUUUCACGAGUGUGGUGAAUCCCAUCCUCUCCAAGUCUAAACCUAAAGUUGAGCCACCUCCAGCAGCUGACUCCAAGGAUGGUAAGGACAAUGGUUCUUCAGCAGGAACAGGUGACCAUAGCUCAGAAAAAAAUUCCCAGGAAGAAAAGAUGGAUGUUGAAUGAGGACCAUUAAUGUAGUUUUAAUUUAAAUUAAUGCAAUUAUGGAACUGUCUGUGUGUGUGAAUGCAAGUAUGUGAUUAGUGUUUUUUUUUUAAUUCAGUGGUACAGAAAUGCGUGUGAUUGAAUCUUCUGCAGUCAAACUGCUAUGUGAUUGUCUUGAGCAAACUUUCUUGUGUUUCUCUCUGUAAUUUUAUACAAUUCAUUUUGAAGAAACAUUUAGCACUCACUAAUUUGAGAUUUCUUGUAAAUCCCUCAACAAUAAUUGUUUAUUUUGGCUAUUCUACUUAUGUGAAUGCACUGGUAACAGUUGUUAGCUAAAGCGAACAUGAAUGAAUAUUAUAUGUGCUUGUGUUCAGGAUCUAUCUCUCUGAAGCAGUUCAAGUUUCCUUCAAAGACUAUUAGGUUCCUCCAAGCAGUUGGAACCUUUUUCCAUUUGAUCUGCAUUUCUUGUAAAAAUAGUUCCUUUUCAAUCCCUUGCUCCCCCCCCAUUUUUUUUUUUUUUUGCUUCUGUAAAUUGUCUGAAAUUUUGCCAGAUUGGCCUUGUAUUAGAUAUUUGAUUAAAAAGUUGGGUGGGAGAAUUUUACUGUACAGGGUAGAAGUGUGCAUUGAAAGAAAUUAAAUGUAAUUUCUUAAUUCUUGCUAAUAUAACUGAUUAGUCAGAGACAUUGCACCAACUUAAACUUUUCCUGUACAGAAAUCAUGGGCAACAUUUUAUUAGAUCCUCACUCAUCAUUUUCAGUGUUGUUCAAUGGAGUGUCUUAAAUGUAAUGGUCACACUGGAAUUUUGAUUCUGUCAAAUCACUAAGGAGAUGUACUUUCUCAUUUGGUCUUGGCUGGAAGGCAAUUCUGAUCUCUUUAGCUGGACCCUGUCAUAAAAUCACCCCCUCAGUUUCCAUCCUUCUAUUUUUGUUAUUUUUUAUGUAUGUGAUACGCAUGUUUGUAGUAAAUUAUCUUAUCUUAUCAUUGAUGUUGUGCCUUCUUAUGUUCUUGCUAAUCCAGUUUUCAAUCAAUCUGGCAGGAUUGCUUGUAAAAGUGCAUAUUUUAGUAGCAUUAAACAUUAAUGUAUAAGCACCUUGCUUUUCAAAUUUUAUGUCAAUAUUUAUAAAAUAUCUAGUGUGAUGCUAUCAUUUUAAAGAUUAUGCUGAAUCUUCCACUGUUGGCACUGUGUAUGAAGUAGAUAUUUAACCAACUGAUACUGUACUAAAAAAAAUUGAGCCAAAUACAUUUUUUUCUUCAUGAAA
Molecule: messenger RNA, 3864 nt
Organism: Frankliniella occidentalis (western flower thrips)
Lineage: Eukaryota; Metazoa; Arthropoda; Insecta; Thysanoptera; Thripidae
Gene: Hsc70Cb
Product: heat shock 70 kDa protein 4
Exons: 10
Coding region: 158-2626 (822 amino acids)
Biological process (GO): protein folding
Cellular component (GO): cytosol; nucleus
Molecular function (GO): ATP-dependent protein folding chaperone; ATP binding
Source: RefSeq, a predicted model, not a curated record